Messenger RNA from Lathyrus sativus (Indian pea), 1611 nucleotides. NCBI's taxonomy places the organism in Eukaryota, Viridiplantae, Streptophyta, Magnoliopsida, Fabales, Fabaceae. The record is from the annotation of a GenBank genome assembly.
AUGAAAAUUCUUGAUUCUGAAAGUGUCUUGAGUGGAGGGAAGCUUCACCAAUGUGUUGUUCUACCGGUUAAUGUUUCUAUAGUUGCCGAUUCCUUAAAGCGGAAAAACCAAAACUGGAUUGCCAGGGCUAGUUCUGCUAAUGAUUUAAUCAUACAAGUUGGUGAUUCUAGCUUUCACUUGCAUAAGCUUGCCAUGGUCUCAAGAAGUGAGUAUUUGAACAGACUUGUCUUUCAGAGAAGAAGCAACAACAAAGAACCGAAUAAUAUUGAUACUAUUCAAAUAGACAAUCUUCCAGGUGGUAAAAAAACAUUCGAGUUAAUUGUCAAAUUCUGUUACGGUUGGAAAUUCGACGUGACACCAUCCAACAUAGCUUCAUUAUAUUGUGCUGCAAAUUUCUUAGAAAUGAGUGAAGAUAUUGAGAGCGAAAAUCUCAUUACCAAAACAGAAUCAUUUUUCAGUUUUCUAAUUUUAACUUCAUGGAAAGACACAUUUCGUAUACUCAAAAGCUGUGAAUCAAUUUCACAUUUGGCUAAAGAGUUACAAUUAGUGAAACGUUGUUCAGAAGCUAUAGCAUGGAAAGCAUGUGCUGUUCCAAAACUUGAAACUAGAGUUGAUGCUUGGUGGUUUGAAGAUGUAUCGCUUCUACGUAUAGAUCAUUUUAUCGAAGUGAUUCAAUCUAUCAAAAAAGGUGGAAUGAGAUCGGAGAUUAUAGGUUCUUGUAUAGAAUUUUGGACUUUAGAGUGGUUUUCUAAAGUCGCACUUGGACUUGAUUCUAAUGCGAGACAUGAACACGUGACGAUUCAGUUAAAUAAAGUUUCAACGGAGUGUUUGAUUAAAAUGCUUCCUAUUGAAGAAAAUUCGGUCUCUUGCAAUUUUUUGCUUCACAUGUUAAAGGCAGGUGAGGUGUUGAAAAUCAAUCAUGAGUUGAUGUAUGUGUUACAAAGAAGAGUGGUUUUGAUGUUGGAGCAGUGUUGUGUUCAAGAUCUUUUGGUUAAAAAUUAUGGAGAUGAAGAUUGUUUGUAUGAUGUGGAUGUUGUUGUAAAAGUGUUACAAUCUUAUGUUUGUGGGAUGUCAAGUAAUCCUGCAGCAAAAGUUUGCGCUGUUGGAAGGUUGGUGGAUGGUUAUCUGUCACAGGUUGCAAGGGACCAGAAGCUCAAAGUGGAAAGUUUCAAAUUGCUUAUUGAAGCCUUGCCACAAAAUGCUAGAGAAUGUGAUGACAAUCUCUAUAGAGUCAUUGACAUGUACCUUAAGGCACAUCCAUAUUUGACAGAAGAGGAUAGAGAAAAUGUGUGUAGUGUACUAGAAUACCAUAGAUUGUCACAAGAAGCGCGUCAACAUGUAAUGAAGAAUGAUAGACUUCCGAUUAAACUAUCAACGCAAUUUGUCCUUCUAGAGCAAGUGAACACGUCGUGGACAAUGGCAAGUAAUGGAUUUAAUUACCAAAGAAAAACUCAGACAAACAUCAGGGUAAGCAAAGAUUUUGAAAAAAGACAGAUGAGUCGAGAGAUAAGAGUGAUGAGAAAAGAUGUUGAAAUGAUGAAGUCGCAACUGUUGGAUCUAAAUACUUGCAAAAUGAAGCUCCAAAAGCAAAUGAAGAUGUGCACUAGUUGA